This is a messenger RNA of Phytophthora megakarya, 1128 nucleotides long. NCBI's taxonomy places the organism in Eukaryota, Oomycota, Peronosporomycetes, Peronosporales, Peronosporaceae. The record is from the annotation of a GenBank genome assembly.
AUGAAGCGCGAGUUCAACCACGCUGCUGACUAUCUGACCUCGAAGAGUCUUGUCCAAGGUGAAUCCUGGACUGUUCAGGAUGACCUCGAGAGACGACAUCUGGAAGUAGUGUCCAAGAUCCGCGAGCAUCGGAAGGCAGUGGCGCUAGAGUUCACAGUGGAGACCCCAUGCGAGACACUAGUGAAGAAGAAGGCAAUUCAGGAACAAGACAUGGUCCUGGCCCUGAGUGUGCACCUCUAUCUUCUGCCGCCCGAGUCAUGGCGGUACUCACGCGAUGGUGGCGAAGUUCCGCUCGUGGGACCACUAGAAUUCCAGGCUGAGCGCUGGAGAAGGAUCAAGGUUCAUCGAGAGGGUGAUGAGUAUUUAGCAGAACUCAGAGCAUUCCUGAAUGGUGACCUAGAUAGAUUCUCACCCACACGCCUGCAGAAGAUCAGUAAGGUCGCAGAUCUGUUUGUGCUGGAUGAUCGAGGAAUAUUGUAUAGACUCCUGCACUCUGUCCGCGGAAGGCCACGGGAUGCUGUGGAUAAUCUGAGACUGGUAGUCCCGAACUCGCUUCGAGAAGACAUGUUGCACCAUGCGCACGAAGACUUUCAAGGUGAACAUCAAGGGAUCACCCGUACUCACGAGAAGCUACGUGCCGAAUUCUAUUGGACCGGAAUGAACGCGGACGUCCAACACUUCGUGAAAGAAUGUGUAGACUGUGCCAGCGGUCCCCCGAAUGCAGGGCCUUCUCCGGGGAAUAUUGAACCACGGUGCCCAUUUGAGGCGGUUUCUAUGGAAUUCGUGACUCACCUGCCAGAGUCCGCCAGAGGAAACACUUCCCUCUUGCUGCUUCAGGGCAGGUUUUCAGGUUACGUGAGGUGCAAACCCAUGUCGUCUACAACUGCUCAAGAUGUCUCUGAGGCUUAUGAGGAGCAAAUGUUCCAGGGAUUCGGGGCGUCUUCCAUGAUACGGGACGAUCAAGAUCCGCGGUUCAUGACCAAAGUAGCCGACAACGUGCUACACCCAGAUACCGCCCGCAAGCGAAUGGACAGCAGGGGAGAUCUGUACAAACCGUCAUUCGGAGUGUUCGAGCAUACGUCGCCGAGAUGGAUCUGUCCGACUGGGAUGAUCACGCUGAGCGACUGA